Molecule: messenger RNA, 6522 nt
Organism: Syngnathus acus (greater pipefish)
Lineage: Eukaryota; Metazoa; Chordata; Actinopteri; Syngnathiformes; Syngnathidae
Product: ELKS/Rab6-interacting/CAST family member 1-like
Exons: 22
Coding region: 598-3996 (1132 amino acids)
Biological process (GO): neuromuscular synaptic transmission; regulation of synaptic plasticity; maintenance of presynaptic active zone structure
Cellular component (GO): cytoskeleton of presynaptic active zone
Molecular function (GO): structural constituent of presynaptic active zone
Source: RefSeq, a predicted model, not a curated record
GAAGCGUGGCAUGCGCGGCGAGGACAGUGUUGGGAACGCGCAUCGGAGGCUUGCUGACGUCACUGAAGCGCCUUGGCUUGCUCUCGUGAACUGCUGGCAAAAAAGAUGGCAAAAUUUGAUAGACAACUGUCGAGCGACUAGCAUCUGAAAUUUAUUUAUUUUGCAAUCGAAUGCCUAUUGUGUAAUUGUUUGGGGAAGCGAGGCUGAUUUUCGAUGGUAGCAGACGACAAAAAAGCUAGUUUAUUGCAGACGUUUUAAGCACUGGCUAUUGUGUUAGUAGCGAGGGGGAAAAGGAGAGCUUCUGCUGGCUUGUCCACGUACAUGGAAGACAUCAACCUAUGUCAUAUUGAACGUUGGUUGACGGGAAUGACAGAUCGACAUCACAUUUAGCAACGGUGGAUGUGUCAGCUCCUGUUGGGAACAGGAUAUCUGUGUAUGUCGCCUAUCAGUGAAAGUGGAGAGACUUCUUUCAUCAUGAACAUUGUGCCUUCUGCCUCUAACUGAGCAACCACAAGCACAAAUCAGUGUGAUCGUUAGCUUGCAUCUGAGCUUACCCACCCUACUUUUGCCGCUUGCCUUGAGUCUUCAGCUCAGAACAUGUAUGGUAGCGCCCGCUCGGUCGGCAGAGGGGAUGCCAACCAUAGUGGAGGCAGGGAUGCAGGCGGGGGCACUAAUCAGGGAUCGGGUCGCUCCCCUCGCCUCCCUCGCUCCCCCCGCAUGGGCCACCGUCGCACUAACAGCACCGGGGGCAGCGGAGGAGGUCCCGGUGGCGCGGGAGGCAAGACGCUCUCGAUGGAGAACAUCCAGUCCCUCAACGCAGCAUAUGCCACCUCGGGACCGAUGUACCUGAGCGACAAUGAGGUGGCUGUGGGGGAGCAUCUCCCCAAAAGUGCAGGCGGGGCUGUGACCACCAUGGGGCGGCAGCGGGUGACCUACGGAUCAAGGAGCAGCGGUGGCGUGGUGGCAGCGAGCACACCCAACAUCUCCACCUCGGUGCCUUCGAGCACAGUGCUGCCUGCGGGCCUUAUGGCGGGCGACGCUUUGGCUUUUGGGGACCACCACAUGGCGUCCACGGUACCCCAUUCUUUACGGCAGGCGAGGGACAACACCAUACUGGACCUUCAGGCCCAACUCAAAGAGGUUCUGCGGGAAAACGAAUUGUUGCGGCGGGAAGUGGAAGUCAAAGAGAGCAAGCUGAGCUCGUCCAUGAAUUCCAUCAAAACAUUUUGGAGUCCAGAGCUGAAAAAGGAGCGAGCGCUCCGCAAAGAUGAGGUGUCGAAGAUCUGUGUGUGGAAGGAACAAUACCGUGUGAUUCAAGACGAAUCUCAGCACCUCCAGAUGACCGUGCAGGCGCUCCAGGAUGAGCUAAGGAUCCAGCGGGAUCUAAACCAGCUGCUGCAGCAAGACCCCGCCAGCCAAGGCCGGGAUCUGGCCCUGGCGUCGGAACCGACCGAAGAGAACUUUAGGCGGCUGCAUUGUGAACACGACAGGCAGGCCAAGGAACUCUUUCUUCUUAGGAAAACUUUGGAGGAGAUGGAGAUGAGAAUUGAGACGCAGAAGCAAACUCUUGGGGCCCGAGAUGAAUCCAUCAAGAAACUAUUGGAGAUGUUGCAAAGCAAAGGUCCAUCUGCUAAGGCAUCAGAGGAGGACCAGGAGCGCACCAGGAGGCUGGCUGAUGCAGAGAUGCACUGGCAUCACCUGGAAAGUUUACUAGAUCAGAGAGAGCGAGAGAUAACUGCGUUGAGAGAAGAGCUGCAUCGCAGAUAUGAGGGCACACCAGAGUCCACCAAAACAAAGGCUUUACAGACAGUCAUUGACAUGAAGGAUGCAAAGAUCAACUCAAUGGAACGAAGCCUGAGGGACAUGGAGGAGGAGCUGCUCAUGAUGAAGUCAAAUGGGCUUCUGAGCUGUGAGGAGCGACAGGAGGAGAUGAAGCAAAUGGAGGUCUACCGCAGCCACACCAAGUUCAUGAAGAGCAAGAUGGACCAGGUGAAGCAAGACCUCUCCCGGAAGGACACCGAGCUGCUCGGCCUGCAGACAAAGUUGGAGACGCUCACUAACCAGUUUUCAGACAGCAAACAGCACAUUGAGGUCCUCAAGGAGUCUCUUACUGCCAAGGAACAGAGGGCCGCCAUUUUACAGACAGAGGUGGAUGCCUUGCGUCUGCGCUUGGAAGAGAAGGAGGCCACUUUGAAUAAAAAGAGCAAGCAGAUCCAAGAAAUGUCCGAAGAGAAAGGCACGCUUAGUGGAGAGAUCCAUGACCUCAAGGACAUGCUUGAGGUGAAGGAGCGCAAAGUCAACGUGCUUCAGAAAAAGAUUGAGAACUUGCAGGAGCAGCUGAGGGACAAGGAGAAGCAGAUGAGCAACCUAAAGGAGAGAGUCAAGUCUUUGCAGGCUGACACGUCCAACACAGACACUGCCCUCACUACGCUGGAGGAGUCUCUCGCUGAAAAGGAACGAAUCAUAGAGCGAUUAAAGGAGCAGCGAGAUAGAGACGACCGAGAGAAGACUGAAGAGCUGGACUCCAACAAGAAGGAGCUGAAAGAGUUGAAGGAGAGGCUGAGUUUACUGCAGGGAGACCUGUCAGACAGGGAGACGUCUCUGCUGGACCUGAAAGAGCACGCGUCAUCGCUGGCCUCCUCCGGCCUGAAGAAAGACUCCAAACUAAAAAGUCUGGAGAUCGCCCUCGAGCAGAAGAGGGAGGAGUGUCUCAAACUAGAUAACCACCUUAAGAGGGCUCAGAAUGCAACUCUUGAAGCUCAGGCCAACACCGAGCUGGCGGAGCGUAUUAAGAGCCUGAAACAGGAAGUGGCCCGCCACAAAGAGGAUUCUGGGAAAGCACAAGCCGAGGUGGACCGCCUGCUGGAGAUCCUCCGGGAAAUGGAAAAUGAGAAAAAUGACAAAGACAAGAAGAUCAACGAGCUGGAGGGUUUGGCCUCCAGGCAGAUGAAAGAUCAGACAAAGAAGGUGGCAUCUCUGAAGCACAAAGAGCAAGUGGAAAAAAGCAAGAAUGCCCGACUGAUGGACGAGGCUAAGAAGCGUGAGGACAACAUGUCUGAGAGCUCACUGCAGGUGAAGGACUCUUUGCGUCAGAAGUCGGAGCGCAUCGAGGAGCUGGAGGAGGCCUUGAGAGAGAGCGUGCAGAUCACCGCCGAGCGAGAGAUGGUGCUUGCUCAGGAGGAGGCUGCCAGGUCCCUGCAGGAGAAACAGAAGUACUCUCUCAAUGCAAUGCAUGAGUCCAACCUCGCCCACUUAAAGUGGUCUAAGAUGGAGGAACUGCUUGGAGCCAUGGAGAAAGUGAAGCAGGAGCUAGAAUCCAUGCGGGCCAAACUCUCCUCUACCCAGCAGUCUCUGUGCGAAAAGGAGGCUCAUCUCACCACCCUGAGAGCCGAACGCAGGAAGCAUCUGGAGGAAGUGCUGGAAAUGAAGCAAGAGGCGCUGCUGGCGGCCAUUAGUGAGAAGGAUGCAAACAUUGCUCUGCUGGAGUUGUCCUCCUCCAAGAAAAAGAAGACUCAGGAUGAAGUGUCUUUGUUGAAACGAGAGAAAGAUCGACUGGUGCAACAACUCAAGCAGCAGACGCAGAACCGCAUGAAGUUGAUGGCAGACAACUAUGAGGACGAACAUCUAAAGACAGCCCCUGACCAUACAAACCACAGGCCCUCCCCAGACCAGAUGAUAACCCCUGUUGUAGCCCUGUGCCAGAACCGCAGCAAGCUCAAGCUCUACAUAGCCCACUUGACCGACCUCUGCUACGACCGCGAUCCGAGCAUCCUCAGCCAGCUCACGCCGCCCGCCCACUAUCACCGCAGCGACCCGGACGACUGGGAGGAGGAGCUCCUGAAGAUGACGACGGAACAGUUGGAGAAGGAGCUAGAGCUAUGCGAAAAGGAAAGCGGUGAGCUGCAGGAGUACGCCAACUGCGUCCUGCAGCAGAUUGCCGACUGCUGCCCUGACAUCUUGGAGCAGGUUGUCAAUGCGCUGGAGGAGUCGUGCUGACCCACGGGAGCAGCCCAGGUUUGCUCGGACCCCAUUUCAUCUCCAGCUUUUGACAAGGCCCUCCCCACGGGGUUAUAAUAACUACCAAAACUCGCCUGAAAGUGCUUUCCUGUCCCAUUUUGACACCAUUUGAUUCCUAUAUUGACAUUUAACCAGCUGUGUUAAGACACAAGUGAAAAAAACAGCACAAUAUUUAACAUAACGCAACAUUAUUGCACACUUUGAGAGUACAGUGGAACUUCACAGCCCACACUUGAAUAAUCACAAGUCGGGUGUUAUGAAAAUCCAAACAGAAAAGAACUAGCAAGGUUCUAUCUAAUAAGGUACUCUGAGGUCUCGUGCACACAAAGGUGAUUCUAAAUCAAAACUUAACUAAUUUCUGAUGUGGGAUUUCCCCCAAAGUUGUAAUGGAAUUCCAAAUUGGUUUUCUUUUGUAGAGGUUCCACUGUAUUGAAAUCUCAUACUUGAGCACAAAGUCUGAAGGUUUACUGCUGGCGUUCCUCUCUGUGGCUGGAGGCAUUCGCAGUGGAAUCAGGCACAGUUCUGUCACAUGUUGAGUCUUUAACGGAAAAGGGCUUCAUUAGUUGUUCACGUGGGGAAGGAAAGCACUCGGGCUCGGUGGGGUGCUGGGGACCACGCCAGUCUGAAUUCCCUCCCUUAUGGACUGCAAGCUACUGGUGGGAACAUAGUUUCAUCUCUGAGCUACGGAUCUUUGGGAUCUUUUGUUACUUGCCUGGCUCAGGUGCCAGGGGUCUUGCUCUGUAGUCCUUUUAAAGGAGACAUAUUACGAAAGAAUAUUAUGACCCCUCAUUGUUAGGGAAUGCAAGGAAAUGGGGCAGCUUCUCAAUUUUGCCAAUUUAGCAACUUUGUGACUAGAUUAGGGACAAUUUGAAAUGCCCCUUUUUUUUUGUAGUAGUAGUAUUUAGAAGGACAGGAAAUUACAAUUUGAAUUUUAAUCAAGUAAAAAAACAAAAAUGAUAGUACGUUAUGUUUUGGUUGGGGCUGGAACAAAUUAUUGGAAUUUCAAUUCAUUUCAGUGGGGAAACUUGAUUUGAUAGUCAGAUGAGUUCCAAGCUUGGUCCCGGAACAAAUUAAACUUGUAAUUAAACUUGUAAGUCAAGGUUCCACUUGUAAGUCAAGGUUCCACUGCAUUUCUUUACAUGACACUAAAAAGCCAAUUCUCAUAAUUUGUCUCCUUUAAUAAUAUAGACGAGAGAGACUGAGAGAGGGGCGUUUUUAAACUUUUAUUCUGUCAAUGGUUUUGCACAUUGGGUUCACUUGUUAUGAGGUAUGCAAUGUUUCUUUGGAGAACGUUCUAGUGGCCUUGAAGCAUGUACGGGAGGUUGGGGGUGGGUGAGACAGUAGCCGACCUAACCCGGGGAUGUUUUUUUCCUCCCCUGUACUAUUGGUGCUCUCAAGGCACAAUCUUAAAAUUGGUCCCUGUGAUCUAUUUGGCAUUGAUCUCAAGUUCCUAAUAGAUGUUACAAGGCACAAAAUGUUCAGUUGGCCAAAUGCCACAAAAAGAAAGUAACGGCUCUAAUUUUGUUCAGUGUUCUCUUCAGGGCUCUUUUAAUUUGACUUUUCAAGAUCCGUUUGUAAAUAAAGUGAUAUUUAACACGUGCUGUGACUGAAUUGAGGUAAGUGGGCCAUGUCGUGCAUUCUUUUUUGAAAUUUUGAAAAGAAGAAAAAAAAAUACUAAGCAGUGCCAUUGUCUACUUUUGUCACAGAGAAAAAAAAUGUGUGAGUACUGCUGUCUUAAGUAUGGAGAAUCUUCUAUCGAAAUAUAUGAACGUAAAUGCGUAGGUAUGUAUAAAUGUUAACUGUAUGGCUAUACAAUGAAUGUUUGCACAGAAUCUCCAGGAGUGACAAAAAAUGUAAUUUGCGUCACUUGGGAAAAGAAAAUGUUUCCACACCAGGUGUGAUGGGAAGAAAAUACUUUUUGUUUUGAACAUUUAGUGUUGAUUGUCAGUGAGCUCCAUAUAAGCCUGAAAGAACUAUGUCAAGCUCAUUUCAGUUACAGUGGCACCUCCAAAGUCCUAGUGCCCCAUAAAGUCAUUCUAAAAAUAUUUACUGUUAAGUGGAGCUUGAAAUAAAUUUUAUUCUGGGGGAAAUGGGAAGUUCACUGUUGGACUUUGGCUGAUCCGCUGUACUGUAACUCUGUGGGAGGCCUGGGAAGAAAAUGCAGCUCCAGUCUAGGAAGUAACUUGUUCUUACUUGCUUCAUGAAUUGGAAGGUGGACUCGCCACCGCAACGACCAAGAGUGUGUGUUUCUUUUCCGUUCAGUCUGUGUGUCUUCUUGCAUUUGACUUAAUGUCUCAUGUAAACUCUUAAAAUCUGUCAAGGAAUUCAAGUGACUUUAUUUUUAAAUUUUAUAUUAUUCAGAGGAAUUCCUUUGUUUUGGUAUUCGUAAAAGAAAUGUGUUCUGCCUUGGAUCUGUUUGUUGCAAAAAAAAGAAGAAAAAGCCCGGCCAUAUUUCUGAGUUGUUUGGAUUUUGUAUGGAUGUAAAUGAAUAAAUUAUAAGCCUUG